This is a messenger RNA of Leptidea sinapis, 8543 nucleotides long. RefSeq lists its product as uncharacterized. The record is from RefSeq and is a predicted model, not a curated record. NCBI's taxonomy places the organism in Eukaryota, Metazoa, Arthropoda, Insecta, Lepidoptera, Pieridae. Gene Ontology annotation, molecular function: NAD+ binding. The coding region runs from base 151 to 2700 and encodes 849 amino acids. The transcript is spliced from 5 exons.
GCACGUUAUUUAUGUUUUGUUUUAUGAGAAAUAAAAAAUAUUGAUGUUUUAAUCAGUUUUAAUGGAAUAUAAGACUGCAGUUCAAUUAAACAUAAUGUUAAAGAUGGUGGGGGUUUCGUGGACAAUGCCGAGGCCGUAGAGAAGUGAGGAAUGUCUGGCCGCGAAGGUGUAAGGAGUAGCGCUAGGCUGAGUGGAGCGGCAGCGUCCACCUCUAAUACCGUGAACAACAGCUCGAAUGUCGGCAAAGCACAGCGCGAGGCUGCUGCGGCCCUGCGGCGGGCGAGGGCCGCACGGGCGGUGGAGCGCUCGCGAGAGGUGGAGGACAGCCCCCGCGUGCUGCGAGACAAGUGUCGACAGCUCGCCAAGGCGCUUCAAGAGGCCAAACACCUUGUCGUGUACACUGGAGCUGGUAUCAGCACAGCUGCUGAUAUCCCCGACUAUAGAGGACCACAAGGAGUUUGGACACGCUUGCAGAGAGGAGAAUCUGUCGGCCGCGUGGAGGUGUCGCGUGCACGUCCCACGUACACACACAUGGCUCUGACGGCGCUGUGGCGGCGCGGCUCGCUCAAGUUCGUGGUGUCCCAGAACUGCGACGGGCUGCACGUGCGCGCCGGGCUGCCGCGCCGCGCGCUCGCCGAGCUGCACGGAGACAUGUUCGCCGAGCGCUGCGCCGCCUGCCGCCGCGUGUACCUGCGCGCCUUCGACACCACGGAGCGCACGGCGCGCCACGCGCACGCCACGCGGCGCCUGUGCCACGACUGCGGCCGCGAGCUGCGCGACACCAUCGUGCACUUCGGCGAGCGAGGCCGCGCCGCCUGGCCGCUCAACUGGGCCGGCGCGCUGCGGCACGCCGCCGCCGCCGACGUCGUGCUCUGUCUGGGCUCCAGUCUGAAGGUGCUGCGGCGUUACCCUCGCCUGUGGCGCAUGCAGCGCGCGCCGCACGCGCGGCCCGCUCUCUACAUCGUGAACCUGCAGUGGACGCCCAAGGACGCCGUGGCCGCGCUCAAGAUCAACGCGCGCUGCGACGCCGUCAUGCGGCACGUGGCGCGGCGCCUGAGGCUGCGCGUGCCCCGCUACGACGCGCGCGCUGACCCGCUGCUGGCGCACGCCGAGCCGCUCGCCGAGCCCGAGGCGCACACGUCGCGCCGCGCGCCCGCCGCCGCCGCCGCCACCGCCGCCGCCGCGGCCGCCGCGCCGCUGUACUACCCGCUGUCGUCGCCCUCCGACAGCGCCAGCUCCGACGACGAGGUGCCGCUGUGUCGGUUGGUGAAGCGUGUGCGGCCGCGGCCCUGCCCGCCACUGCUCCGCUCCUUCAGGGUCAGCAUGUGUGCAGGUGACGCCACCAUCUUGUUGCGAGCGGAGCACGCCCCGGCUGAGGCACCGCCCCCACCUCCCGAGCCUCCGCCCCUCGCCACACCCACUACGGCGCUCCGACAGUUCCGCAUCAGGCGACCCAUUCCCAACGGAACUCUACCUCACAUCAAUGGGACUAGAUCGGAUAACUUUGAAAUUAAUACUAUUUUGGACAAAAAAUAUAUUAAACCUGACCUGGAAAUAAACGGCACCCUGAAAAAUUAUGAAAUUGAUGCAGCAAAGAAACGUAUUAUUACAUCCCCUAUGGAAAUAAGUAGUUCGCAGUUGGGCAAAUCAGGACUAGACGUCGCUCCAUAUGAAAGAAUGAGUGGAGCUGCCCGGUUACCAAAUAGUCCCGACAUUAAAAGAAAAUUCAUAAUAAACCCCGAGCCCUCUGUGCAUAUCAAUGGAGUUGAUUUAACAAAUGCAUGUGUCACUAUGGAAAGUAAACAUGAUGAAACUAAAGAAGUAUUCACAAAACAAAUUCAUCUAAUAAAACCGGACAUUGCUCAUGCUGAAAAUAAAAUUGAUGAAACGAAAGUUGACAUCAAACAAAUUAAUGAACAUCUCAGCAAAUCUCUCGGCCCAGAAGGAAUUGAUAAAAUAAAACUUCCCAUUACUUCUUGUGAAAAGUAUAUCGAUGAAACAAAACCUUCCAUCUCACCUGAAAAAUAUGAAAUAAAUGAAUCAAAACUAGUGAUUUCACAUUGCGAUAAUGUAACUAAUGUCACAAAUCUCCCAGUAGUGAAUAAAAAACUGAUCAAGGCCUCAUCGCCCGCCACACCUGACAAACAACAUGACGACCCGACUUGGGUAAUUGGAUCAAAGUUACGCAAGUUGUUAGAAUUUCGACCAAAGACUGAACCAGAACCACCAGAAAGUGAUAUGUCUUUGAAUCAGAUCGAGUUGAAGAGCGAAGAAGAGCCCGAGAACGCGAUUCGGGACGCGAGCGCUAGUCUAGCCGCUGCCAUUAUUCGACGAGCUGUAUUGAUGUGUCGAGCCCACCUCUACUCCGGCCUGCAUACCAUAAUAACCCCCGUGCCUGUCGCUCCCAGUAUCGUUCCCAAUCCGUCGCUUAAGUCUCCAGGAAACGUAGAAUGCGAACAGAAGACUGAACGAGAGUGGAUGAAGGCGGAAUGCGAUUGGUGCGCGCGGCGGUACGCUUCGCGCCGUUGUCUCUGGUACGGGCCGCCCAGACUCACGCCUCUAGAGCGCCGCGCGUGGCGUCGAGAACAGAACCGGCGAUAUCUGUGCGGCUGUUGCGGAGAUGACGGAGCGGGCAACGGCGGAAGUGACAGCGGCUGGUACGGCAAGGGUUACCGAAAAGGGCGGCGGAAACGGAGGUAGCAUUCGCCCGGCGCCCCGGAGCGCCACUAAACUUUUUCAAAAUACUUUAAGUGAACAAGAUCUCAGUGUGGUUGAAAUGAUCUUCCAAGGUGUAAAUUUUAAUGUUUUAUCUCACUCUUCAAUUAUUUUCAGUCAGAAGAAAGACAGCUUAACAAUGAUUAUUUCUGAGUUAGUAAUUGUUAUUCGUAAGAAGGUAGAUGUAUAAGUUGUACAACAAAUGUAAUCUGAGAAUUAACUCAAGUUUAAAACAGCAUGUCUGCAUAUGAAUUCAAUUUUAUGUUCAAAAUCUUAGGAACACUUGGCUAGGUUUCAGAAUAACAGGAAUAAAAGUACACCAGUGUAGACCACUCUGUCUAAGUUUACUUACUCAUGAAUUUUUUCAUAUAUAAAUGACUUAAACAAAACAUUAACAAUAUGAAUAAGAAUCAUAAUCAAUUAUCAUCAUUUGUGGCUAAUAAAUUUUUGUCCAAGAACUUCAUGAAAUGACACAUUCGGACAUAUUCGGAGAAUUGCUAUCAAUUACAAUUAGUUUUAUGACUGUUAUACAUACAGUAUGACUGAUCGGACACUCGCGAUAUUCAAGGUACUCGUUAUUCUAUUCUCGUUCGAAUUAUGUUAUAAAUUAGGUACUUUAUCGUAUAACAAACUUCGCUAUAUAUCAAUUGAGUGUGGGUACAUCACCGCACUGCGGUCUUUAGCGCAAGCACCGACAGGUCCGUGUGUAAUUGAUUACUUAACUUUGGGUUAACUUUACAACGUAGAAAAUUUAUUGAAGUAGUCAAUUACGGGUUACGGCAGUCUCACGCGUUCCCCUUCCCCGCAACACCUCUCUCACCCCGUGGGAGGGUCGCGUUCUCGUAGAAGUUUAGUUUUUUUUUCUUCAUAUAGAUCGCCUUAUUUCAUAUCUUCGAGUAUUGUUUGUUUCUUGCCAGUUAUGCUGUUUAAUCUUUACUUAGACUUACACUGGGAGUAAAGUAAUACGAAAAUAAAAUAAUUUAUAAAAUUCAUGUAAUUUUAGCAAAAUUUUUAUAUGAGAUUUUUUCGUUAGUUACUUUUUAUUAUUUACUUAUGUAACCAGAUGUGUUUUAGCCUUUGCAGGUUAACGUUUUCGGUGUGACCCAGUGAAGUAAUAAAUUACUUGAAAGCUGAAAUGAACUUGAGUUAGAUUAUGAAGACAUUAUUAUGUCUGCAUGAGCAGUGACUGAAUGUAUAUUUCGAUGAGAGAACAUUGUAAAUAUUAUAAUAAGUGUGUGUGUGUGUGUUUGUAUUUAUUUUGUGUGUGUUGUUGAUUCUUAUUAUCAAUGGGCAUGAUGACAGUGUUGAUGAAUAAAGGAAUAAUUGAUUGUUUUAAGAACAAAUAUAUGGUGAAACGAUUCAAAAAAUAUGAGCAUAUUUGAUAUAAAUAAUAUGAUUAAAAAGGAUAUUCGUCUUCGAUAUGUUAGUCUAAAAUUCGGCAGUCGCCCAUGUCCUUGAAAUGACGUCACGGCUCAAUAAUCACUACAGCGUCGCUUGACUUUUGGUUGUUAUAAUACGCGUAAUUAUUGACUCAUGAGGUGAGGUGACGUCAUAACUGGCCACCAUGACUAUCACGGUCGUUUUCCCGUGUAAUUCAAAGAAGACUGUCAUAAAUACAGUAAUUUGUACUACAGUUUAUUUUAUUGCUGAAAUAAGAUAUUUUUAUAAGUAUAGAAGAGUAAUCUAUAAUCUCGUAUCAUGCCUAUAAAUUUGAAUUAAUAUGUUAUAUCGCAACAAACUACCAUAACUUUUAUAGCAACCUUUGAGUGACCACAGAAGUAGAGUUAUAUAUAAUAUGUCGUAGGUAUAAUAUAGUCAAAGCCGUGAUAUUACAAUUUCACUAAUGAUAUUAUAAUUUCCGUGCGUUGUGAUUAACAGUGUUAAUUUGUUUUUGAGAGCUGAACAGGGGCCGAUUUGCUUAGAUCACAAUUAGUUGAUUACACUGCUGCAUAACAAAAAAUAACGACUAUACAAUAACUACAAGAAACAUACCAAUCAGAGACGCCCUCAUAAACUAAUGACCAGUAAAAUUGUCAAAAUAUCAUUGCCUUACAAUAUCACUAUAGUCUUCCCCUGACAUUAGAAUGUCACUAAAACCAGGCCGUUAAAUUGUAAGAAAUUAGGUCGAUGGACAAUCCACCGUGUAAUAAUAAUAUUAUGGCAUUGACAAUAUACCUGUGACAUAUAAAUCAUGAUACAACAAUAACUGACAUCAUAUAUAAGGAUUUAUAUCUAGUGUAAAAAUAGCAAGACAUAAUAACAAGUGUUAUAAGCAAAAUUAUUUAAAACUGUACAUAAUAUACAUUUUGAUAUAGCUAUUAUCUGUGGUUGCUUGUUUAUACUGUUAGAUGUAUCUGUGAUGGGCUAAAAGAGCAUUAAAACAUAAAAAUCUGUUUAUUAUUAAUGAAAUAAGAAUGAACGCAGCUUUUUAGUUCAUAUUGUUACAUACAUAACGGAGAAAUUAUAAGGUGUAAUUACAUUGACUGUGUCAUUUCUGUUGGAAUGGAUUCUAGGAAUGGUAUUUUAUUGCAUUGAAUAUUCAGUGAUAUUUUUAAUGAACAAAUAAUAUGAGAAUUGAAAUUAGAAUAAGUAUUAACUGUAUUUGUGAAGUUGUAAAGUGUGUUAUUAUCUUCAAGGAACUGUGAUUGUGUGAAUCAUAUUAUCGUAACGUGUCUCAAAUAAUGGCGCCUGUUGCCCGCACGGUGAUGACAUCUGUGUACCCUAAUUAUCUUUUUGUUUUACUAAAAAUAAUACAAUUUAUACCCUGGCACGCAUAUUUUUUAUUUUAUUUAUUAAAGUAAUAAAUUCUUGCUUUUACCAUGAUGAAAUUUUAAUAUGAACAAUUUUACUUGACAUGAAUUUAAAAUUAGGACUGUUGAAAAUAUAUUAAAUUGACAUCUCGAAUAUUGCCUGUUCAAAAAGUUGUUUAUAGUUAUGGAAUCUGCUGUUUUUGACACUGUAUCUUAAGAAUGUUAUGGUAAAAUCUGAAUAUGAUUUUUAUACUGUCAUUAUAAUGGAUAAAUUGUACAAUAAAUCAAAUUAAUAUUUAAUUUGAUAGGUAUACUUAUUAAUAUGACAUCACAAUUCACAAUGGAGGUGUUGAACAUUUUUAAUAUUAGUAUACAAAUAGUACCGAACAAUAUUUAUAAGGUGAGUUGUGAUAAAUGCGCAUUGUCGACAUCUUAAUGAAAUAAUGAUAAGUAAUUGUACCACAUUUUCCGAAAAGCGAGCUUAAAUACUUUUAAGCUGUACAAUGUACAAUGGAAAGAUGGAGUUAAUUCUAAAAUACAUUUACAAUAUAAACAUUAUAAUCGUGUAUUCGAGUAUUCAAAAUUUUGCUCUGAUUUCACCCCUUUAGUCAAAAGUUUGCCAAAAUGUGUGUUAUUCAUACCCUAACGCAGUGUUUCCCAAACAUUGAUUGCCAUGGCCGGGUAAUUUUCACACUGGCUCUUCUUGAACCACUUUAUACUUUUAAACCCAACCUGGUUUCAGUAGGUAUAAUAAUAAUAAUAAUAAAUCAUUUAUUUUCAUUCACCCAUUUAUGUACAAACAAUCUUAACUUAAAUUACACUACAUUGUUAAGUUUAAUUAAAUUACAGAUAAAAUUACAGUUAAAAAUUUAAGAUAUGUCAUAAUCACAAUAAAAAAUUAUUUUUUAAUAAUAAUUAAUUAUUUUAAUUCAAUGAAAAAUAAAAAUCCAUAAUAAUUGUUAGUAAAAUGUCCUAUAUUAUGUUAGUAUAAUUAUAAUAAUAAUAAUAUGUAAUUAUAUAUAAAAAAUUGGUAUCGCUUUAGUCACAAAAUUUUAGUACGAAUUAGUAUGGAAUUCCAGCUUAUUUGUAUAUUUCUUUUAUGGUCUUUUUUUAAAAACAACGCGGGAAUGUCGCGACUCGGUAUUUUAUUUUGAUGGCCAUACCAUCCGGGUCAUGACCUGGCAAAUGGGAAACGCUGUCCUAACUUAACAGUUCAUUUCAAAUAUUGUACUUAAAGAGAAACUCAAAUGUAGUUUGCCAAUUGAAUUACACACAUUUUUUAUAAAACAAAGAGGGGACAAACGAGCAUACGCGUCACUUGAUGUUAGGUGAUCACCGCGGUCUAUACUAUCUAGUAACACCAGAGGAAUGACCUUUGGUGUGUCAAAAACCGGUGAAAGUACUCACAGUGUCUCGAAACUAGACAAUGAUGUGUGUUAUUAGUGAAUGCGCUCUGAGGAUCGCCUCCUGUUGUAACUCUCGUCGUUGUAAAACAUGUAAUAAAUAUAAGUAUUAUAGAAUUGGUAAUAAUAUUUUAAUGUAGGUAAUUCUUUAUUUGUUUAAAAAUAAUAAUUUCUGGCUUGUCUUUGUAAAAUUCUUGAUUUUCUGAUCUGAUUCCCAUUUUUUUAAGUAGUGAAUAUGAACAAAGUAGUAAGUACAUGUUUAUAAAUUACACAUUAACAAUUGAAUUUUAAAAAUCAAUUAAAAAAAUACAGUAUUUUUAAGAGGAACUGACUUCUCAUUUCAUAAUUGGUAAUAUUAAUUUAUUACGGUAUUGUGCCAUGUUAAAGUAUUUAACCAGUUGGAGAUGGUAUUGCAGAGAUUUAUUUUCUGUAACAAGUUUGAGGUGUAAUUUCGUACAUUCCUCAUUUACGAAAUCUGUAACAUCAGACAUGAGUCACAUCAGACAGGAAUGUGAUAAUAUUUUUCGAAUAAAUAAACUCUGGUGGCCAUGAAGUACGAAUACCACAUUUUGGCUUCGCAAAACUUUGCAGUGGUCGUAGAAGAAGCUAAUAAUAAUUAUUAUUUAGUACUUUGUCGGCGCAUCGUUAAUGAUUUUACGGCGAGCCAAGCAGCAAGUUACUUUUGCUGAAUAUUAUUUAUUGAUGAAGUUUGCACGUCGGCUUGUAUUUCAUUAUAAAAUUGUAUACAUUUACUGUUAUAUUUUUUUUUUGUAUUUUAUGAAACUGAUUGGAAUUGGUAACCAGCAACUACUUUUAGCUUUAUAAUUAUUAACUUUGAGACAGAACUACAAUUUUGUGCUUAAAUGUGACGAAGUUUGUGAACGUCGUAAAUCUUACUACAUUUACGACGUUAAUAAUGGCUGACAUGAAGGGCUUUAAUUUGUGCGCAAUCCUUUUUAUUAGUGAGCACAACUUAGUCUCUCAGUUCUACCCAGUGGCUGGUUACACAUUUAUAUGACUCUGAAACCCCAUGCCAAAUUCGUCUCCACUGGUUAAUUACUAUAAAAAGUGUCAUACAACGUGUACAGGCUUCAUCUUGUUUGUAGUUUCGUUGCAAGGCGGUAAAAAGUGAUACUUAAUUUGUUUAAAUUAAUUAUAAUAAUUUGUAAUUUAUUUUUAUUAAAUUGAUAAUAAUAGUUGCCGCGAAGCUGACGAGUGUGAAUUAUGUAUUGUACAUAUUAUAUGGUAUUGAUUUAUAAAUUAAUGUGUGGUCCCGCUGUGGCGGGAAACUGAAAAAUGUUUUUGUUAAUAAUAAAUAAAAUUAAGAUGUUUUAAAUUUCUUUCUAAAGUGCUAUUUAGCUGUCAGUGUGUUGUGUCAAAUUAUAUUUUGGUGUAUAUUUUAUUCUUAGUUAAACAACUCGAACUUUAGGUGCCUAUAUACAUAUUUUUUUUACUAAAGUAAAGUUUUGCCAACUUAACGAAUACUCUUAUUGAAUACGAUUAUACAAAAUUCAAAUAAUUCCAGUUUUACAUUUUAUAUCCCGCCACAGUGACCGACGUAUCAUGUUAUUGUUAUAAAUAUGAGUGUGUAUAGUGAUAUAAGACUGUGACUGCCUAAGAUAUCGAUCGAUGAGAACACAUUAUCUUUAAAAUUUAAAUAUAAAAUAAUGCCUCC